CUGAGACGGGUAAAGCCGCGCGGCCGAGGGCAGAGGGAGCCGAGCCAGGCAAGCGGACCCAGCGCGGGGCAGCUCCAGCAGCUCGCAGCGAGCGGCCGGCGCCGCCCACACCCUCCGCGGGCUCUGCCACCUUCCCUCCUUCCUCGCACCCUACGCUGCCGGCCGGCCAGCCAGCUCGCCAGGUUCGCUGCCCCAGCUGAGCCCAGAGGUCACCGGCCCUUGCCUCUGCUCCCCUGGGCCGCGCGCCGCUCCACGCCCUCUCCUCCUCCUGCCCCGACUGCGCGCCUGGCACCGCGAACCGUUGCCUGACGCGAGGCCCAGCUCCACUUUAAGCCCCGCGUCUCCUCCGCCUGCUUUCCUCUUCCUCCUCCACCACUACCAACUCCAACUCCUACUCCUUCGCUUUCUCGCUCCACUCGCGAACCCCCGCCCCCGCCCGACGUGGUGCCCCUUGGCCCGCGCCACCCAGCGCCGCUUCCCGUCCCGUCUCCUCCUGUCCCAAAGGUGGAACGCGUCUACCCCGGGCCCGCAGCAUGGCACGGUUCGGCUUGCCCGCGCUUCUCUGCCUCCUGACCGCUCUCAGCACCCCGCUGCUGGCUACCGAGCUCAAGUCGAAAAGUUGUUCGGAAGUGCGACGUCUCUACGUGUCCAAGGGCUUCAACAAGAACGAUGCCCCCCUCCACGAGAUCAACGGUGAUCAUUUGAAGAUCUGUCCCCAGGGUUCUACCUGCUGCUCUCAGGAGAUGGAGGAGAAGUACAGCAUACAGAGUAAAGAUGAUUUCAAAAGUGUGGUGAGCGAACAGUGCAAUCACUUGCAGGCCAUCUUCGCUUCCCGAUACAAGAAAUUUGAUGAAUUCUUCAAAGAGCUCCUUGAAAAUGCUGAGAAAUCCCUGAAUGAUAUGUUUGUGAAGACAUAUGGCCGCUUGUACAUGCAAAACUCGGAGCUAUUUAAAGAUCUCUUUGUGGAGCUGAAGCGCUACUACGUGGUGGGGAACGUGAACCUGGAAGAAAUGCUAAAUGACUUCUGGGCUCGCCUUCUGGAGCGCAUGUUCCGCCUGGUGAACUCGCAGUACCACUUCACAGAUGAGUACCUGGAGUGUGUGAGCAAGUACACUGAGCAGCUGAAGCCCUUUGGAGAUGUGCCUCGAAAACUGAAACUACAGGUCACCCGAGCAUUCGUGGCGGCACGCACUUUUGCUCAAGGCUUAGCAGUGGCGAGAGAUGUAGUGGGCAAAGUCUCUGUGGUAAAUCCCACAACCCCGUGUACCCACGCCCUGUUGAAGAUGAUCUACUGCCCUCACUGCCGGGGUCUGGUGACCGUGAAGCCCUGUUACAACUACUGCUCAAACAUCAUGAGAGGCUGUUUGGCCAACCAAGGGGAUCUCGAUUUGGAGUGGAACAAUUUCAUAGAUGCGAUGCUCAUGGUGGCAGAGAGACUGGAGGGUCCUUUCAACAUUGAGUCUGUCAUGGACCCCAUUGAUGUCAAGAUCUCCGAUGCCAUUAUGAACAUGCAGGAGAACAGUGUGCAGGUGUCACAGAAGGUGUUCCAGGGCUGCGGACCCCCCAAGCCCCUGCCAGUGGGACGGAUUUCUCGUUCCAUCUCUGAAAGUACGUUCAGCGCUCGUUUCCGACCCUAUCACCCUGAGGAACGCCCGACCACAGCGGCUGGCACCAGUCUGGACCGCCUGGUGACAGACGUCAAGGAGAAACUGAAGCAGGCCAAGAAGUUCUGGUCUUCUCUUCCGAGCAAUGUUUGCAAUGAUGAAAGGAUGGCUGCGGGAAAUGGCAACGAGGAGGACUGCUGGAAUGGCAGAGGCAAAAGCAGAUACCUGUUCGCAGUGACUGGAAAUGGAUUAGCCAACCAGGGCAAUAACCCAGAGGUCCAGGUUGACACCAGCAAACCAGACAUACUGAUCCUUCGCCAGAUCAUGGCUCUUCGGGCUAUGACCAGUAAAAUGAAGAACGCUUACAAUGGGAAUGAUGUGGACUUCUUUGAUAUCAGUGAUGAAACGAGUGGCGAAGGAAGUGGGAGUGGAUGCGAGUAUCAGCAGUGUCCGUCAGAGCUUGAGUACAAUGCCACCGACCAUGCCGGCAAGAGUGCUCACGACAAAGCCGAGAGCGCUGGCGCCUGUCCUGGCUCACAACCCUACCUCCUCACUGUCUUCUGCAUCUUCUUCCUGGUUGUGCAGAGAGAGUGGAGAUAAUUUUCACGCUUUGAGAAAAAGCGUUCAUCAUCAAAAAGUUGCAAGGCACCAGUUAUCACUUUUCUACCAUCCCUAGUGACUUUGCUUUUUACAUGAAUGGACAACGAUGUACAGUUUUUACUGUGUGGCCACUGGUUUAAAAAAUGCUGACUGUUUUCAUUCAGUUUGUGGGUAAAAGGAAAUUCGUACAUUCAGUUGGUUCCUGCUUCCCCACAAUCAUAUUCAACGUGGCUAACAAUGUAGGUACAGAACUGUAGUUAGUUAUGCAUUUGUGAUUUUAUCCACUAUGUUGGUUUGUUCUAUUUUCAUUUUGUUUGUGGGUUUUUUUUUUCCAAUUACAGUCUCACCUUGUUUCUUACAAGAAAACCAGGGUCCUUUCUUGGCAUGUAACAUGUACGUAUUUCUGAAAUAUUAAAUAGCUGUACAGAA
Molecule: messenger RNA, 2633 nt
Organism: Ochotona curzoniae (black-lipped pika)
Lineage: Eukaryota; Metazoa; Chordata; Mammalia; Lagomorpha; Ochotonidae
Gene: GPC4
Product: glypican 4
Exons: 9
Coding region: 534-2204 (556 amino acids)
Biological process (GO): regulation of protein localization to membrane; regulation of signal transduction; cell migration
Cellular component (GO): cell surface; plasma membrane; extracellular region
Source: RefSeq, a predicted model, not a curated record